Messenger RNA from Bacillus rossius redtenbacheri, 5189 nucleotides. It is a transcript of the gene mino, whose product is annotated as glycerol-3-phosphate acyltransferase 1, mitochondrial. Gene Ontology annotation, cellular component: mitochondrial membrane. Lineage: Eukaryota; Metazoa; Arthropoda; Insecta; Phasmatodea; Bacillidae. Gene Ontology annotation, molecular function: glycerol-3-phosphate O-acyltransferase activity. Gene Ontology annotation, biological process: fatty acid metabolic process; triglyceride biosynthetic process; glycerol-3-phosphate metabolic process. The transcript is spliced from 15 exons. The record is from RefSeq and is a predicted model, not a curated record. Bases 241 to 2856 code for a protein of 871 amino acids.
GAGUUCUUUUUUUUGAAUUGCGAGUCGCCUCUCGGGGGGGACUCGGCGUGUGCGCCUCUGCGAAGGCGGUUGGCGGUCCGACGUGCGUCUCUCGUGAAACGUCCUUCGAGUGUGUCACGUUCGGUGUUUUUUUUUUUUUUGUUUUUUUACGUCACUCACAAGACAGUGAAGGGACCUCUGAUGUGAAAAAAAAAAUCGUUGCACGCGGGUGUCGCUACCGCUACCCCCCUCACCCAAGAGAUGGCGGGCGUCGUGGAAUUGUUGAUACUCCUGGGCUUGCUCUACUGGUUCUUUUACCCCACGGCCAACAGCAUGGUGGACGCGGUGAGCGCCCGCAUCCACGAGGUGUACGAGUCGUGGAACCCCCGCGGCCCGCCCUCCGACAACAACAAGAUGCCCUGCCUGACCCUGAACGCCCUGAAGCGCUACGGCCACCACUACCGCCAGGCGAAGCGGCUCCAGCAGAAGGACCUCCUGAAGCAGGUCCAGCAGCACAUCAACCUGAAGGAGACGCGCUGGGAGGACCCGUUCCCCCCGCCCAAGGCGCGCCCCUUCACGGGCCUCUGCUGCAAGACCUGCACCCCCAGCAGCCGGGACUUCCUGGCGGACAAAGUCUCGCGGAACCUCAACGUGCGCAAUGUACUCCUGGUGGACGCCCAGAACUGCCGAAACGGCUUCCUCACGCGCAAGUUCUGCUACCUGGCGACCGUCUGGAACCUGAGGAAGCACGACUUCCCCGACGUGUCUGCAACCGUACUGAGAGAUGAGAGACUGAAGCAAGCCAUAGAGGCUGCAGUGCAAGAAGAUAUGCACGAGGCGAAGAAGACCAGCGACGAAGACUUGAUCGCUCUCAGGAGCUACCACAGCAGCAGAGCUCAGAAGAUACUGGACCGGAUGCGCUCUAAGAUGUCCAACUUCCUGCUGAAGCUGACGUCGUGGGUGCUGUACAAGCUGCUGCCGUGCUUCAUGAGCUCGGUGGUGGCCCACCCCGCGCACAUCCGCAUGCUGAAGGAGGCCGGCGAGAGCAACCUGCCGCUCGUGUUCGUGCCCCUGCACCGCAGUCACCUCGACUACAUCCUCAUCUCCUUCGUCCUGCUGAUCAACAACAUCCGACCCCCGCUCGUCGCGGCCGGCGACAACCUGCGCAUCCCCGUCUUCGGGUGGUUGUUGCUGGGGCUGGGGGCGUUCUUCAUCAAGCGGCGCAUGGACCCGGUGCAGGGCCGGCGCGACACCGUCUACCGGGCGGUGCUGCACACCUACAUGAUGGAGUGCCUCCGGGCCGGCCACAACAUGGAGUUCUUCAUCGAGGGAGGACGCACCCGCACGGGAAAGACCUGCAUGCCGAAGGGCGGCCUGCUGAGCAUCAUCGUGGACGCCUUCCUCGACGGGACGAUCGAGGACGCGCUGCUCGUCCCGGUGAGCGUCAACUACGAGCGGCUGGUGGACGGCAACUUCGUGCGGGAGCAGCUGGGGCAGCCCAAGAGGAUGGAGACGUUCGGCAGCGCCCUCAAGGCCAUCUGGUCCGUCCUCAACUCCAACCACGGCAUCAUGAGGAUAGACUUCAACCAGCCGUUCUCGCUCAGGGAGCUGGUGCGGUCGGCGGGCGUGGCCCGGCCCCAGCCCUCGGCGGGGCUGCCCCCCCCGCCCCCACUCCCGGGGGGCCAGCAGGCGCUCGUCUCCCGCAGGAACCUGCACUCUGCGCCGUCCAGCGCGUCGCUGUACGGCACGGACGUGGUGGCGGAGGACCAGCGCCAGCUUGUGGAUGGGAUCGCGCGCCACAUCGUCUACGACUGCACGCGGGCGCAGGCGGUGAUGUCGACCAACGCGGUGGCCUUCCUGCUGCUGAGCAGGUUCCGGGGCGGGGCUACCCUGGGGCGGCUCGCGGCGGCCCUGGACGAGCUACGCAAGGAGCUGGACUGGGGCGGGCGCGACACCGGCUUCACCGGGGAGUCCCUGGACGUCGUCAACCACGCCGUCGAGCUGCUGGGCCCCGGGCUGGUGCGUCGCGAGCGGCCGGUCGACGGCGCGACGGCGACCGUCACAAUCACGCCCGUCACCAUGCUGCCCAACGUCAUAGAGCUGUCCUACUACAGCAACGCCGUCACGUCACACUACGUCAUCGACUCCGUCCUGGCGACGGCGCUGUACCCCACGCUGCGGGACGCGCUGGGCGGCAUCGCGGAGACGGGCGGGCGGCGCGUGGCGGUCUCCCACGACUCCCUCCUCGCGCUCUGCCACGAGCUGUUCGACGUGCUGCAGUUCGAGUUCGUGUUCUGCAAGCCGUGCCAAGAGCUGGGAUCCCUCGUGGCGGAGGCCAUCGACGGCCUGCGCGCCAAGGAGAUCCUCUGCCUCCCGGAGCAGGAGUAUCUCACGGAGCAGGAGCAGUGGAGCCAGAGGUACGCGAGGAACCUCGAGGAGGAGUGCUGCAGCUCCGACGAGUCGGAGGCCGGCUUCAAGAUGCCGGAGUACAACGUGGUGAUGGACGGCGAGGCGGCCGCCCACCUGGAGUUCCUGCACCGCGUGCUGCGGCCGCUGGUGGACGCCUACGUGGUGGCGGGCCUGGCGCUGGGGCGGCUGGUGGGCCGCGAGCUGGCCGAGCGCGACCUGCUGCUCGACGUGCUGGCCGAGAUGAAGACCCAGCUCGACGCGGGAUUCAUCUCCUGCGGGGAGAGCAUGUGCGUGGACCCGGUGAGGAACGCGCUGAAGCUGUUCGAGUGCUGGGGCGUGCUGCAGUGCCACUCGCACGGCGGCGUCAAGCUCUACUACCUCCACCGCGACUACGACAGCGACGAGCGCGUGGCGCAGGUGUUCCGCAAGCUGGGCCGGUUCAAGCACGCCGCCCGGCGCGCGCUGUGACACGCCCCCCCCCCCCCCCCCCCACCAUCCCUUCCCCUUCCCCCUCGCCCCGGCACGGCGUCCGAGACCCGCAGUGCGUCAAGCAAAACUGGCCCAGUGGCGUGCUUCAUUAGUCUGGAGAAGUAUAAACCGGAAUACGCCAUUUGAUCGACGAGUACAAAUUUUAUUGUCGUUUCGUUCCCUCGAUUUGGCUUUGUUAAAAGCGGAGUUCGUGCGUAAUUUAGUGGUAAUUUUCUGAAUUUUUAUAUGACUGGCUGCUGCAUUUAGUAUUGAAUUUAAUUUCAGAAUGACAACUACAAUAUGAAAAAUGUUAUACGGCCUACGAAAAUUUCUUCACGUACGUUCUAUUCCUUGGUCAAAACCAGUAUAGAAUUUUUUUUGGUUUCUGCAUGUCCCCUCUCCAAAAUUAUGUGUUUUGAUUAUUGAGAUAUUUUCAGUUUUGUGUUGGUUUUUAAAUUAAACGUACAGAACUGAAAACUGCUCAGCAGUACGAUUAAAAAAGGUUUUUCAAGUUUUAUUAAUUAGUUUGACUUAAUUAUUUAGAAUUCCUAAGGGCAUAUUUUCGGUUUUUGCUAUGCCAUGUGUAGCAAAUUGCAGUAUCUUCGCCACAACUUGUAAUUUUUAUUUUACUAUUACGUAUGAUAAGCACAUGCACGAUAUUGCCAAUUUCUCGAGGAAUGGUUUGGACAUCAAUAAUUUAAUCUGGUUAAACUAGGCCUUCAUACCUUGGCUGAAAGACGGUAGUGUAACUGCUGCUAUAGCAGCUGCUGAAACGUUGUGUGGGUCCUGUGCUUUUAACUGCUACGAGUCUGCUAGUGUCCGAGACUAUGACAGUGAAAAAUAUUUAUCUGCGAGACUAGAUGCGGCAGUAACCAGUAAACCUUCAUGGAGGCGGCAAGUUGGUCGUCUGCUCAAACAUGAUUGCCCGCAGAAACAGUUGGCUGCGUUUUGCCUGCCGGGAAGAAUGGCAGAGAGGCAAACAUCGGUACGCCUUCGCUUGUGGAACGUGAACUUUAUGUGGAAACAGAGUAGAAAAUCUAGAGAUACUGGUUGGAUUGUUUUCCACACAGUGUAAUGUUAAAGGUAAUAAUUAUCAUGUAUUUUUAUAAGCUGAAGACAUUUAGAUUUUAAGUAAGAACUUGUUGUGGCAUUGCUCAUUUUAUUCCUGUUCCUUGUACUGUACUUGUGUGCUAUUCAAAACUCAAGACAAACAUGUUCAUAAAGCAUUGAAGCCCUGAAGAAAUAACAGGAAAAAGGUUAAUGGUUAAGAAAUUUAAUCUUGUUCUGAAAGUUGGCCAUUGUAUUUCUCAUAAAUUUUUAAAACUUUAUUUUUCAAGCUUUGUAUUUGUGUCUUGGAAUAUUCAUGUCAAUUAAAUUUUUAAAUACAGUUUGCCAUCUGAGAGUGAAUACAAUGCUGGCAAGCGAAAUGUCAUGUGUGAUUUGUUGUCCAUUGUACGUGUUAAGAGAUGUUGCAGAAUAUACUUGAUUCUAAGAUGCAACUUUUUUUAAUAUCCACGUGCACACUCAUCAUACAAGGAAAGCAUAUACCGUAGUUUCUGGCUUCUGUAUAAUGUGAUGCUACUUUCAUAUCAUCCCAUGAAAUGGUAGUACAUAUAAUACUUUAUGAAUUAUACUUGAAUUAAAUGAAUUCUCACUUUUAAAGUGUAUACAUAUACAUACACAUACACAUGUUAAGUUUUGAAGGUUUUUUUUUUUUACUCACAAGGGAGUGAAGAACAUGCUCAAAGGUUGUAAUAAGAGCUGGGCGGGAUAGGAAAUUUGGGUUUGGGAAAAUUUUGGACGGGGAAAUAAAAUUUCCCACUGUAAACGGGAUGGGAUCAGUAAUUACUCGGGGUUACAAAUUAAAACAAAUAUGCAUACUAUUUCAAAGAGAAAAUGUCUUUUUUUUUUUUUUUUAUGUAAGCUAGUAAUUAUACAUUGAAAUAGGCAGGUAAUUUAUGAGAUCUGCAAAAUAAGACUAAAUUACCCUUUUUUUUUUUUUACCUUUAUGUUAACUGUAAAAUUAAAACAAAAAAGUCCAAGUGGCUUUAUAGUGAUGAAAUUAGCUCAUGUUUACAAAAGAUUUCCACUCAAUUCUGGCACUUUUAAUUACUUUUACGUUUGUUUAUGUUGCUUAAAAAGCAACAUCUAUAGAGUCCUAGAAAAUGCAAAUAAGGUGGUACUACUGUCUGAACAUGAUGAUAGAUCUACAUAUCAUAACCAUAGAUUUAAAACAUCUUUCAACGACCAUGUUCAUUUCUUGUCCCGAGUUUUCAUUGAUGUAUUACAUGGUCAUAGCCAAUUUUGUCAAAAAUCCCCCCCCCCCCCCCCCC